This is a messenger RNA of Acyrthosiphon pisum (pea aphid), 1081 nucleotides long. RefSeq lists its product as uncharacterized. The transcript has 6 exons. The record is from RefSeq and is a predicted model, not a curated record. NCBI's taxonomy places the organism in Eukaryota, Metazoa, Arthropoda, Insecta, Hemiptera, Aphididae. Bases 170 to 1003 code for a protein of 277 amino acids.
ACUUGUGGGGGUUGGUUGUCAUGGAUAUAUGGGUUUUGGUAGUUUGUUACCUACAUAAUAUUUAAUGUAAAAAUUAAAAGACGAUUAGGUGUAGUGAACAAUAAUCAAUUUUAUUUAUUUUUAUUUACUCACUACGAGUGAUCAAAAAAGAUAAAUACAAACAUUUCACAUGAUGUGCACAACAAAUUCUAAGAAUAAUAAUAAUUAUGUAACGUCUUACAGAGAGGGUCAUAAAUUUAUACCUAACGUACCGUUCGAAAGCAAUGUAUCGUUACUGGACACUGGAAUUGGAUCGAAGCCCAAUAUUCCAGAAUUAAGGCAAUGGAAUUAUGACACGUCGACUAACGUUCAUCAUGGUUUUAAAAUUAACACCAUGGACCCUAUACAGAGAUCUACGAAAUUAAAUAUUGACCAAACUCACUAUAUCAUGCCCCAGUUGGAAAAAUAUUGGUCGAAUCCUCCAAAACCAAUUUUCAUACCACCAACUGAGUACAAUAAUAAAUAUAUACAACCAAAAUUGAUGUCAAACAUCAAACAGAUGCCUACAACAAUGAUUUGUGUUCAACCAACUCCGAUUGCUCGUAAACCUCUUGGCACAGUACAAACGCUAAAAGUUAGUGAUGCAGGAGCAAUCAAAAAAGUAGACCCGUAUGUUAGUACUCAGAAGUUAGAUUACAUCGAAAUAAAUCAAGAUAUAGCAAAACAAAUAAAUUCUAAAUAUUCAAAAUUACAACACAGUAAGCCAGCGUACAAGCCGUUUUACAAUGAACCAAUAUUCAAUCGACAAAAUAUCAUACGUUUAUUGCCAAACACUUUAAAACAUGUUCCACACAAUUGCCUCAUAUCUGAAAUGAGAGCUUCAUAUAAAAAACCAUUUCAUACAUCAACAUUUGUUGAUACUGUAGAAAUGCCAAUAUCCAUUUCAAGGAAUCCAACUUUGUCUCAAAUAUUGUCUGUACCUGGGAUGUACACAACUGAAUACUCAAUAAUUGGUGGAAAUUAAUAAUACACAAAUUUAUUAUACAAUAGUAAAUAGCUAAACGAUUAUAAAAAUAUAAUUUUACAAAAAUUUCAAUCUAAA